This is a messenger RNA of Phialemonium atrogriseum, 4263 nucleotides long. RefSeq names its product DUF1765-domain-containing protein. Lineage: Eukaryota; Fungi; Ascomycota; Sordariomycetes; Cephalothecales; Cephalothecaceae. The coding region runs from base 1 to 4263 and encodes 1420 amino acids. The transcript is spliced from 2 exons. The record is from RefSeq and is a predicted model, not a curated record.
AUGGCUCCGGCCGUCGAUCCCAGCGUCCCCUUCCACCGCUCGCAUUCCACUCCUGAUCUGCUCUCCCGGCUAGCCGACACCCCUCCUCCGUUCACUGUCGGUUCCCUCCCCCGAGACCCCCACCGGACUCUCAGCCUUAAGAGCCUGCCCAGCCUUCCCGCUUUCGACCUGCCGUCCUUCGAUUUCGACCACGCGUUCCAUGCCACUUUUAGUCUCGACGACAAGCCCGACGCCCCGAGCCCGUCGACAACUAAGAAGAAUAUCUUCGAGAUCAGGACCACUGCGGAGCCCUCUGUCGACCCCAGCGCCGGAAAGCUCGGCCGGAGCAACUCUAUGAUUGACAAGCCGCGCCUAUGGCUGCCGAGCUCGAGGUCGACGCCAGAUGUUCGUGGGAGCCUGAGGGUGGAAGGUUCUGAACCCAAAACAAAGGACAAUGGGGCCACUUCCAGAGACAGGAGCUCUGGGCCAGAGCCAAAGCUGGCCGAGAGGUCCAAAACGGUGGAAUCCUUUGCCGGCUUUGCCAGGCGGUCAUGGAUGUCUCGUUCCAGAUCUCCCUCCCCCAGUAACAAGCCCGACAACAACAAGGCCUUCCCGAACCGGAUCCGGGACCGACAGUGGGCCAGUAGUAGGAAUACUCAGCCAAAGAAGGCUGCGAAGGGGGCAUCCCCCGAAGCAAGAGCAGAUGCAGCUGCAGGAGCAGGAGGAGGGGCCCGGAAGGAGCCUCGCUCCCGUGUCGAGGGCAGCCUUGACCGGGAGGCAAGCCGGUCUACCGACUCACUGAGCAGCACAAGCCGAGCCCUCAAUCGUGCCAGUGUAUACUUGACCAAGAUCAAACAAAGGCCCCAGAGUGUGUUUGUCAGAAGUGCUUCUGCCACAGCCCUCUCAACCUUGUCCCUCGGUGCAAUGGAGAGUGCAGAUUCUGAAGGCCUCGACUCAUCAGAGACUGCCUCUGCCAACACCGUUGGCACCACCACUCCUGCUGCAGAUCAUCAUACGUUGCAAGGCCGCAAUCAUCCUCUGUACGCUCGGGACUCGUCUCAUACAGACUCCACCUGCACCUCGGAAACUGGCACCUCAUCGGAGGACGCCUCUCAGGCAACCACGGAUACCGCCCUCACGAUGCCACAAUCCAGCUCGCGCGACCCGCUGUGGGCCACCUUCCGCAACCUCGACGCUGACUUUAAUAGAUUCGCGGCGAAGAACUCGGCCUCGGCAAAAAUGGGCGCCAUCCGCGGCAUCUUGGUGCCCUUCCUGCGCAACACGGCUUACCACCCGUCAAAUGCCGACAAGCGCAUGCUGACCCCCGAGGACGUCGAUCGCCGGGCGACGAUCCUCAACAGGUGGUGGAACGGUCUCCUGGAAAUGCUGGACAACGGCCAGUCGAGGGUGGAGCUCGGUGUGCCGUCGACUGCCUCCCCCGUGGGCAGUCCGCCCCAGCCCGUGGCCGGCGUGGACCGCCCGGCGUUGCUCGAGGCCGCGACCAUGAUCAUGAUGCGUCCCGAGUGGAGAUUGAGCACGAGCUACUUCCAGCCUCUCGCAGACCGCUCGCCCUUUGAGCGCGUGAGGGCGAGGUCCCCAACCCAGUCGUCCGACGGAAACAGCGACCACGAGUCGUCGGACUCGACCUUCAUAACCGAAUCGGCCGAGCACAACGUGCGGACCAUGUUUGCCGCCAACCUCCUCACUCAGAUGGCUAUAGUGGUGGGCAAGAUGUCCAUGCGGCACGCACCGCUGAGUCUGGUCAACUGGAGCGGCAAGGCCUGCGCCUACGCCUUCUUCUUCGUGCCUGGCGUGGCCGAUAUCCUCGUCAGGCUCUGGGGCCUGAAUUCGGAUCUGAUCCGUAGAGUAGCCGACGAGUUCGGCCUGCCGAGACGGAGCAAAGGCGAGAGCGAGGACAUCGUGGCGCUGUUCCCGCCGAAUCUGGGUGGCCUAGGCUGGACUUCGAUCAAGACCGUCACGGACAAGCUACGCCUCGCGCCGAAGCUACCGCUGCUGACGGCAAGGAUUCCCUGGCACGGCCCCUGGGUGUCGAGGUGGAGGGGCGGCGACACGGAUCUCCUGUUUAUCUUCUGCAAAUACUACUACAUCCUCGCCGAGGAGUUCAUGCCCGCCGAUCUCCCUCUCAUCGAGAAGGCGCGCGGCCCGGCCUUCGUCCUGCUCCACGCACAGCUCCUGUCCACCCUAGACAGCACCAUCCACCGCCACGCCGCCGUCGAGGCAAUGCUGGCCCCGCCUCUUAUCGACGCUUCCCACGGCGCUGACGCCUCCAUCGCCGCCCUCUCACUGCCGCCUAACAACCUGUUUCGAGGAAUGGACGAGAACCGGCUGGUCAUCCUGCUCAAGGACAUGCUCUCGGACAACUCAUUUGGAGUCGUCUCCGGCGUCAAGCUCGCUUUCGCCGAGGCGUUUAUGGCCCUGCUGAAGAGCGCAACGAAGCGCACGUCGCGGUAUGAGCACACCUCAUGCUUCAUGCUCUGCGACUUCCUCGAGGAGGCCCUCAUGACGUACGACUCGUUCCAGAACAGCAUCAAUAACAGCUACGCGACCUCCCCGAGGGAGGAGAACGCGCCGUCGUCUCCGUCGCCCGAGUUCGGCAGCCCCGCGCGGCCGGUCGACUUGAUCGACUGGCCCUUCUGGUUCGACGUGGGCAAGAUGAUCCUCAACUCGAACAACACCAUGGCGGAAAUCCGCAUGCUGUCGUUCCUGUUCGCCGUCUGGGACGCCAUAGUGGUGGACCCGGCGCGGAAGGAGUCGCUCUGCAUCGAGUGGCUGCUGUCCGAGGAGGUGUUUGGCAAGUUCUUCAACAACUGGUGCCCCAUGGUGCGCGCAUACUACAUGCGCCUGCUGUGCUGGAGGAUAUGCAGGGACUCGGGGCGGGCCGACGAGCUCGACACCAGGAUAUUCCUGCUCGUGUCCCAGCGCCUCAAGACCGUCUGGUCGCACUACCUCUGGCUGAAGCAGAAGGCUGACGCCGAGGGCCGCUACCCGCCAUCCACAGCGCCCUGCUACCCGACCCCCGGAAAGCGCUUCAUGAUCAUCCGGACAGAAUUGCAGACGCCGCAACCAGGCUUCCUCGUCGGCUUCGACCAGUCCUGGGGCACUUUUGGUAAUCCCGAAGGGAGGGGGGCAGUAGCCGACUACCGUGCUUCUCCACAGGAAGGGGCAAGCGAUAGGGCCUCUCCCAGUGGCGCUGACGGCAACCCCACGUCGUACAAGAAGAAGUGGUCCCUCCUGGGGAAGGUGUUGUCUCUCACCGCCGGCACAGCGGCCGGGAUCAAUACGGCCGGGAGGCGCAGCACAUGGGACGACGACCUCGAGGAGGUGCGGCGCGAGACGGCAGCCUCGAGGGUGGUGCGAGCGGGCGUCCACCUGCUGUCGGGCCCGCCGCCUCCGCCAAAGCACGCACCUUCGUCGACCAUGACGUCGUCAUCCGACUCGACCUCGUCGACGGGUUCGGCCCCGGUCUACGAGACGACGCAGUACGUCUUCCGAUUCACCCUCGGCUGGCAGAGCCAGGCCGCCGCGGCGGCCGGUCCACCGAGGGACCGCGUCCUGACGCGGCCUCGACUCCCCGUCCCGGCGCAGGCACGGGUCAGCGCACGGUCGGCGGCGAUGAGCAGAAGGGCGGAAGGGGCGGUGGCGGCCAACAACAGCAACGGGGGUAGCGCUGUCUUUAGGAGCGAGAGCCCGCCACCGAUCGCGGCGGGACUCCCACAUCCUACAAGGCGGUUCAGCGGGCUCGCGCACACGGGGCUGGUGAGCGAGGCGCGGAACGCGAGGCCCUUGCUCGAGGGGAACGACGAAUCGCAGUCGCCCGGCGGUAGCAGCAGCAAGAGCAAGCGGCGGUCCAUGACCCUGCCGAUCCUCGGCGCCGGCGACGGCAGCCGUAGCAGCUCGGACGGGUGGUCGCCGAGGUCGUCCAUGUCGUCGAGCAAGGCGCCCACGCUGGCACUCCACCUCGAAUCCCUCGACCUCCAAGGCUCGUCCGAUGCGGAACGAGACCGCGGCCGUCGGCUCUCGUACAACGGAAACUCUAGCGCCGCCGACACCGAGCUUAACUCGAUCCAGCCGACGCGGCCGACGGGGGCGCAGGCGGCGGUUGCGACGUACGCGGGCCGGGCGCUGGCGGAGUGGAGCCUGGUGGUCAACGAGUGCAACAGCUUCGUGGACCGGCGGCGCGACGAGGGCGUGCUGGGGCUCAGCGAGGUGGAGGUCCCCACGCUCGGGGUCGAGGGCCUGGGCGUGCGCGGGCGGCCGGCGUAG